CCAUUCGUAAUGCCUAUAAAGCGACGGGUAUUUGGCCAUAUGACCCAAAAGCUAUUAGUCCUGACCGUUUAGACCCAUCAUUAGUAACUGAACGAUUCAAUAUCUCACCUUUGUCUAGUCAAUCUUCUAUUCAACAAGCCACAUCAUCUUCAUCGGUUCAAAAGUCUACUAAUUCGAAGCAUUUUCAUUCUACUCGUUCAAAUGUUGAACAACUAAUAGAAGAAAAUAUAAAACUUAAGAAUGAAAAUGCUUUAUUAAAGUUACAAAUUUCA
Messenger RNA from Dentiscutata heterogama, 272 nucleotides. The record is from the annotation of a GenBank genome assembly. NCBI's taxonomy places the organism in Eukaryota, Fungi, Glomeromycota, Glomeromycetes, Diversisporales, Gigasporaceae.